Aphanomyces astaci is the source of this 2347-nucleotide messenger RNA. RefSeq lists its product as hypothetical. The transcript is spliced from 11 exons. Lineage: Eukaryota; Oomycota; Saprolegniomycetes; Saprolegniales; Verrucalvaceae. Bases 1 to 2334 code for a protein of 777 amino acids. The record is from RefSeq and is a predicted model, not a curated record.
AUGGACUCCUUUGCUAUCGUGUCACGCCUCCAACAACAAGUCGACGACGACGUUCACGCAUUGGAUGAGAUGAGCCAAGUCUACCACGCUCACUCCCAACAUGUCGAGGAGGCCGAUGACUCCCCCACGCCCGUCAUCGACAGCUUCUUCAGUCAAGGCGGCAAUGCGUCACUGUCGACCAUGACAAACUUUACUCUUUCCGAGUUUGAAUCCAUUUGGGCCAUUGUUGAGUCAGCCAUGGAUGCAUUCUUCAUGGCAAUGUCCGUCCUCAAGCAUUGUAACGCGUAUGACAAACACGCCUUCGACUACAAGAUGAAGGCACCAACCUUUGAAAAAAUGAUCCACCGCGUCUUCGACACCGUGGAACUCAUUCUGUACGAGCACUUCGUAAAGCCGAUCAGCAUGACUUAUCAAGUUCAACACGGACAUACGUUCAACAACUUUCCCUCCGCUUUGUACUGCACCGAUGUGAAGUUCCAGCCAUCGUACCGUCCGACGGGCCGAUUUGACGAGGCCAAGCACUACUUUUCAGGUAAACACAAGUUGUAUGGCCUCAAGCUCGAGUAUUCCGUAGCAUACCCAGGUGUGGCUGUUGAUAUGUCCGAACACAGUCCUGGAUCUGUUGCGGAUGUGACAAUGUUCAUGCAUCGCCGGCAUGUCCAUAAAGACAUGCUUCGCAAGUCAGCGUCUGAGAUGGAAGAAGUUGAUCACGACGAAGGUGCUGAGGAGUAUCCAGACUCGUGGAGCAUACUGGUGGACAUGGGCUAUCAAGGGAUCCAACACGAAGUGCGGUCCAUGCAACCAAAGCGAAGACCUCAAGGCGGCCUUCUUACUGCACGAGAGCUUGAACGAAAUGACCGAGUGUCAUCGGAUCGAGUCCUGGCGAUACAAUGCACUGGCGUCAAAGCCAAAUGGUCCAUCAAGGGAUCGACGCGUGCAUUUUGCGUCCUCUAUUUUGACGCCAAGAAACUGCGUCGGCACAUCGACGACGAAGUUCUACGACUGUCGUCUGAGCCACCACACCCGCCACCAGUCCUCGAUGACGUGGAGCCGAAGCUUGCUCGUCCCUUCAAGGAAUACCUGGCCAAAACAUCAUUCGGUCAACGAUCCAUCGCGUUGGUCUACGCGUUGGAGGCAGUACGCCGCUAUGCGCGGCUGCAAACCUCGUGGCUCCGCGACAAGUUCUGCAGCGAAGAGCAGCAGUUUGCUUCCGCCGUGGACGUCUACACAAAGUUCCACGGCCUAAAGUUCGAGAAACAUUGCUCGACUUAUGGCAGCCAGGCCACUUUCGACAAAUUUCGAAAGCUGCGUGACCUCGUGCCACAGGAUUGGAAUGAGCUGACCCAGAAAUUCCCCGAUUUCUUGGACGCCAAACCGACGGCUCAUGCCCUUCCAGUUCAUGGUUACGACCAAGCGCCCGAAACCACUCGAUCGAGUGAUUUACGACUCUCGAGCUAUGAUAUCUACGGUCAAACGACCGGUCUCAGCCCGUUGCGCUCACAGCGCGACAUGCCCUUUCUCGUGCAUUCCACCAAAAUGCGGUGCGACGCGACUUCAACUUCCCACCCGAAUGGGUGGCGGUCCCGCCAGGGCAACUCCCACCACACGGCGGUGGCCAACGGAACCAACACGGCCAAAGUUGAAGGCGUCCCACCCCGACAAAAAGACCCACCAAUUGCCCACGCGGCGGCCUUGCCAAUGGCGGUCAACACUGAGGCGGCUACGCCCAAGGCGGCCCUGGUUAGGACCACGACGGUUAUUCAAACCGCGGCUACGCCCAAGGCAGCCAUUUCCAAUAAGGCUACACCCAAGGCGGCCGAAAAUGAGUUGCGUCUUCGGACCGACGCGAUCAACGUGACGAAAAGCUAUAUCCCGUCCAAGAUGACCGGCGAAGCCGCAGUCGCGGCAUCCACCAAGGUGGCCCCGGUGAAAAUACCGGAGGAAACGACCAUCGUCGCGGCACAGUUAGACGUUAGACUUUACGUCACUGGCUCGAACGGCGACCCGUUGGCGAUCUAUCUGCAGGACGUAUACCCCAUCCCAGAACUACACUUCAACCUCUUUUCGGUUGGUCGAGCCCUGCACAUGGAUCGACACCGAAUUGUCUCCAUCGAUCCCAAUAUGGACUCUAGUCACUUCAAGCACGACAUCGUGCUCCAGUCGCGUCACGCGAUGUCCCUUCAUCUUCCGCUCAACCGCAGCCAAGCGAACAACCACGGCGUCAUGCUGCGCCUAGCGCGCCUCAAGAGCUUCCAAACGCCUCAACACGUCGUGGGCUACGCCAGCGUUCGAAUAUACCGCACCAGAGGUGAAGGGCUCGCGUUAGGCCCGUGAUGGCCGCGAGUAC